Molecule: messenger RNA, 1017 nt
Organism: Hyla sarda
Lineage: Eukaryota; Metazoa; Chordata; Amphibia; Anura; Hylidae
Product: olfactory receptor 6B1-like
Exons: 4
Coding region: 1-1017 (338 amino acids)
Biological process (GO): G protein-coupled receptor signaling pathway
Cellular component (GO): membrane
Molecular function (GO): G protein-coupled receptor activity; olfactory receptor activity
Source: RefSeq, a predicted model, not a curated record
AUGACAAACCAGUCUACACCUUCUGAAAUUGUGCUGGUGGGUUUCCCGAGUCUCCCGGUCAGGUUCUACCUUCCUGUAUCCCUCAUAAUGUUUUUGGUCUACAUCUCUUCCCUAUCUGCCAAUGGCACAGUGAUCCUGUUGAUCAUUCUAAAGGAAAGCCUACAUAAGCCGAUGUACAUGGCCAUCGCCAAUCUGGCAGCUUCCGAUCUUCUGUUUGAUACAAUCACGUUGCCUAAAAUUAUUGCUAAGUAUUGGUUUGAGGACGGGGCAAUGCCCUUCUCGGCCUGUCUCUUCCAAGUCUUCUGGGUCCAUUUUCUGGGGACUCUCGAUGCUUUCAUACUUAUGGUGAUGGCCAUGGACCGUUAUGUCGCCAUUUCUAGGCCUCUUCAUUACUCCACCAUAAUCUCCAACAAACAGAUGGUGGUAGCCUGUACUUUAUGUCUUUUUGUAUCAUCCAUUGCAGGUUUAAUAGGUGUUUUUGUGAUCCUUACUCUUGUAUUAAAUUGUGGCCGGACAAGAAUCAAUAGCUAUUUUUGUUCCAGCAGUAGUGUCUAUGGUUUGGCUUGUGGAGAUGUCACUUACUCCAGACUGGUGACUUUCUGUACCGCAACGGUAGUCCUACUCCUACCCUUAAGUUUCAUUGUGUUCUCCUACGUUGCUAUAAUAAGGAUCUUGAAUUCUUCGAUCAACUUGAGAAAUGGUGAAAAGGCAUUUUAUACCUGCACCACCCAUCUCUUAGUUAUUACUAUAUACUACAUUCCUAGACUUUUUGUCUAUAUAACAAAUCAAACUAAAUUAAUCCUUAAUGCCGAUGUCAAUGUUUUGAUCCUUUGCCUGUAUACGUUCUUACCUCACAUGGCCAACCCUAUAAUAUAUUGUCUACGGACCAAUGAAAUUAGGCAGAUAAUCAAACAAUGUUAUCAACACUUGUUUUACUUAAAGGGGGAAGAAGAGUUUCAGGCUUACCCUUACAAAGGCUGUAAAUCAGGAUUUUCUCACAUUUGUUAUAUUAAUUAG